This is a messenger RNA of Eruca vesicaria subsp. sativa (arugula), 259 nucleotides long. Lineage: Eukaryota; Viridiplantae; Streptophyta; Magnoliopsida; Brassicales; Brassicaceae. The record is from the annotation of a GenBank genome assembly.
AUGGCAAAACCUAUAUUAAGAAUUGGUUCACGUAAAAAUACCCGUAGUGGUUCACGUAAAAAUGUACGUAGAAUACCAAAGGGAGUUAUUCAUGUUCAAGCAAGUUUCAACAAUACCAUUGUGACCGUUACAGAUGUACUGGGUCGGGUGAUUUCUUGGUCCUCCGCGGGUACUUGUGGGUUCAGGGGUACAAGAAGAGGAACACCUUUUGCUGCUCAAACCGCAGCAGGAAAUGCUAUUCGAGCAGUAGUGGAUCAAG